This is a messenger RNA of Fopius arisanus, 3899 nucleotides long. RefSeq lists its product as uncharacterized. The transcript has 8 exons. The record is from RefSeq and is a predicted model, not a curated record. Bases 389 to 2995 code for a protein of 868 amino acids. Lineage: Eukaryota; Metazoa; Arthropoda; Insecta; Hymenoptera; Braconidae.
CUGUUCUGUGGUGCGCGCCGUGGCUUGUGCGCCGGAUGAUAAACGGAGAGGAUUUUUCACGUAUUUUUCUUGCGCGGUACAAUUAACACUAAUAAUAGUCAGUGUGAAUAACUAUUCCGUAAGAGAGUGGUAAAUAACAAUUUUUAAACAAAUGUUUGCCCCAACGAUAUUCAAUUAUUUCACACAUGUUUAGAUACAUUGAAAUUCAUUGAGGCGGCUCAGUGUUUUUUUUUUUUUAUUAAGCAUAAAACUCUCGUCGCUCCCGUGUGACAUUGUGUUGAGGGUUUUACUAUAACUGUGUAAGUGCGCGCUAGGCACACGCGUUUUUUCGGCCUUCUUCAGGACCAAAAGUUUAAUUGGAAAAAAUAUUUCUCCAAUCACGUGCAUUAUGGAGAUAUCUAAGGGACUACAAGAGGAAAUUAUUUUGGUGCAGAACAAACUGAAAAAUGCCAUUCGAGAUCACCAGAUAUACGUUGGAAGACUCAAGGACGAUCCGAACAAUUCCGACAUACUGGGCAGAAUUCAGGAGAUUCAACUGCACAUAGUCUCCCUCGGGCGGUGCCAGAAGCAAAUUGUUGAACGCCUGCGCAAGGAAGUUGAGGUCUACAAGGCGGAGAAUGCGAAUGGUGGUAAAGUUUCAUUAGCUGCUUUACUUGGCUUAAACAACAACAAUCAUAUAACAACGUACAGCGAUAAGAGGGAUGAGGUCAAGGUGCAGCCCAAUGGUAUUGAUGUUAGAAGAUCGUCGAGGGAUCAUUAUGAGGAUUUUGGAAGAAAUGGGAGUGUUUCCAGUCGACGGAAUUUAUGUGCCAAAGAUCGUUCAAGCUCUGUUGAGACACUAUCAGCAGACGAGGACGUUAUCGAAGUCUCAAACGAUGAGAAUUCGACGGAGAAACAGUCUGAAACUUCCAAGAUUGAAGUACCUGUCAUGGAUGAAUAUCAAUCACACGUAAAGCAGGUAAACUUUCUGGGUAAUCUCGGGCUCAUCACGGCCAGCCGACUCGAUGAAUUACAGAACAAGAAAUCCGAGAGAAAACGAAGGAGUACUGCCAAUCCUCAGUUUGUCUAUUCAACGUGGGAUAUGCCGUCGAAACGAAAGCGGCAUGCGUACCUGCAAUCAGCGGGAUCAGCCCCUCAGACGAGACAGACAACAGCCAGACUGAAUGGCCCCUCGCCUCCACCAGCCAAAAUACCACCAAAAUCAGCAUCCCCACCCACCAAAACUACCUCCAAGAGUCUCAUUCCUCCGCAAAAAUCAGCGGUUAGGCCCAAUAUCCUGAGAACCAUGCAAGAAACACGAGCAUUCCAAAAUCGAUCGAAACUCGAUAACGGCACGAGCCAAAGGGAGGCCAAACUAGCCGAGACUAAGUCUGUACAUAUUCCAGGAUUGCCGGCCAGCUUGACUAUUGAGAGAAUUGAGAAUGAUACUGCUGUUUGCAUCAAUUGCAGAAAUCCAGGGACUUUAACAAUCUGUGACACAUGUUCAGCUAAUUAUCACAUUUCUUGUCACACGAUUUCACCGCCACCACCACGGCAAUGCCCAAAAUGUGCAGAGAAAAAAAAAGAGGAUGACCGGAGUACUCCAGUGAUUAAGAAAGAUGAAGAACUCGCUGCAGCAUCGUAUGCGCCAGGAGUUGCUGGGAAAGCAGGAAAAGACCCAGAAAUCAAUAAAGCGCCUCGUGGACUUCAUAAAAGUGAUGCAACUACCCAGCGACAAGUCACCACCAGCAACAUCAGCCAGCUACCAGCCUCCACCCUCCUUAUCCCCAUUGCUCCAAGUACCAUCACCCCCACAAACCCCAUACCUUCUCUCGCCCUCGCCUCCCACGUCACCUACACUCCACUCGGCAUCAACACCUUCACCAAUCAACAUCAGGGCAUCACCUACAUCAAAUCCAAUCCAACGAGUGCCCACUCCACUCACACCACCGAACAGCAAUACCUCAUCGUCAAAAAGCUGUCGCCCACCGAGACCCACCACAUCCUACCAAAGAGCAUUCCCAAAAAUCUUGGAGAUAUCGAAUCAGACCACUCAAAUCUCGCCCUAUCAUCGCCCCUCCUCUUCGACAAACUCUCCAGAGGAGCCAAGAAGCCCGUACCAGGACUCAAUCCAAUUAAUCCACUCUCCAACGAUUCAGACACUCCAAACAUCUUUGACAAGUCAAAUUCUCCAAUUCCACGUGACAAAUCAGAUGCCAAUUACCCUUUCGCCCCCACCAAUUCCCCAAAUGGAGGAGGGUCAACAUCAAAACCACAUACCCUUUUUAACUCAGAUCCAGACCCACCAAUCGCAGUUAUCACCUUCAUCCCAUCGUCCAGACACUCAAAAUCAUCAGAAUCAUCAGAAGCCUCAACUGACACUUCAAAAUCAAGCGAUCUACACGACCCAGUGCUCUCAGGCCAUCACCAAUCCAAUAUCAUCACCAAUUGUCCUGAUGAAUCAUCGGGGCACAGCGUACGUAGACAAAACACUGUCGCUGAAAGACUCGCAAGAAGACUCUCCGAGGAUCGAGCAGCGCAUCACCGAUCUCGACAGUCCACCGCCAAGCUCACCGAACACUUGAAAUUGGAAGAAGCGCAUCUACCAGCGCCACUUGCAGCAAAUCUAGGACUGAGAAUUCAGGGUUCAGCUAGACCCAGGCCCAGGCCCAGCUCGUGUUCCAGUGUUGAGGGAAUGGGAGAGGAGAGACCCAAACUGGGCAUUCUCACGAGGGAGAGAAGGAGUCUUGAUUCACUCCAGAGGGAGGGCCUCCCAUCACAACACGAGGACUUCUCGGAGGAGAAGGAACAGAAGAAAGGAAAUACUGUGCAAAAUGAUAUCGAAAUAUUCGAUGAGAGCACCAUGAGCGCAUCAGAGGAUGAAAAGACUGCCUUUAGAGAGGAUGACGAUGUGGACAGGGUCUCCAUUGUAUCCUCUAUUGACAUGCAGGUUCUUGAGGACUUCGAAACUGCCCUCAAACAGAUUGAGGGAGGGUUGGUGCAGACUGCCAAUUAAGAAAUUUUUAAGUUUUUCCACCACGAAGAUUUGAUGAUUUUAGGGAUAGUCGAAGAAGGUGAGUGCUGGCAUUGAAAAGAUACACUUUCGUGAAAUUAUGGAGUUGUCAUGCUCCUGUAUUGUUCAAAAUGUUGCUAGUUUCUUUUAUUAAGUCACUGAAUUUUUUCAUCUCCUGGAAAAACAAUUAAGAUUUUUCUCAAAUGGAUACAGGUUUCCUUUCAUUUUUAAAAAUUAAAAAAAUGUUCGGAGCUUACAGUUCUUUAGUUAUUUUAAUAAGAAAACAUUUACAAGCACUUAUUUGAAAUAAUGCAUAAAGUGGAGAAAAAUUUUGGAUUCUCAGAGUUUUGGUAAUCAUUGGAACAAUUGAUGAGGUAAUGAUGGUUAUUGAAUUGAUUUGAAUAUUCCAAGUUGAUUUGGAAUCGCUGAAUCCAUUAAGUAUACGAAUUAAAACAAUUUUUUUUAAGAAAAUUCAAAAUAAAAUCACGCACAUAUCGUGGAAUUGAAGAAUAUGAGGGAUUUCCUUGCGUUUUAUAGGAGGAAAGUUGAAGUUGAGGUGAGACUGUAUGAAGAGAAAAAAGCCCAAGCCAUAUUACCAUUACUGCCUUAAUAGUCGUUCAACUAUGGUCCUUGAAUAUUUUUUUAGCCAAAUUACAUGUAUUAAUUUAUUAUAAGAAGUUUAUUAAUGGGGAAAAAAUCCACAUUUUCUUGACAUUAAUGAUGAGCAUUUAAUUUCGGCUGAGUAUUAAUAAAUUAAGCCGAAUCGUAUAUUGUAAAUAUUUCAAUUGAACAUAAGAUUGGAUGGUUAUUUUUAAUAGUCAAAUUCCGACUUUGAUGGAUUAAUUAUUCAAACCAUCAGAGUUGCAUGGAAAAAUAAAUGAUUGAAUACCCAUUCAUCAGUCAUCAA